Messenger RNA from Aplosporella prunicola CBS 121167, 910 nucleotides. RefSeq lists its product as uncharacterized. Bases 149 to 826 code for a protein of 225 amino acids. The record is from RefSeq and is a predicted model, not a curated record. The transcript has a single exon. Lineage: Eukaryota; Fungi; Ascomycota; Dothideomycetes; Botryosphaeriales; Aplosporellaceae.
UCCAAAACACACACAUACUCCGAAUACAGUCUUCGUCUUAUUGUAUCAACAUCGUACUGGCAAUCACGACUAUCCAACUCUCGUCUUCCUCACUAGCAUCACGGUUGACGCCGCAAGCCAUCUGGCUUACAUCGCCACUUCACCAAGCAUGUCUGCCCGCAGGUCCAGCUCUACAAUGUCCCCGGUCAGAUGCUCGUGCAAGAAGCGCACCUGCUCCCCUGACGACAAGGAGCACGUACCCACCAAGAAGAACGCGAUGUCGUUGCGCGGGAGGCUUCGGUGUCGCUCUCUAAAUCCUUCACCGGAGACUGUCGACGAACGUUUGGAGAUGCCAUAUUCGCCGCUGGCUUUGGCACUUGAAACGGCUCUGGGCUCCCAGGACUUUUUACCAGACUAUGUCGAGGAAGAUUUUUUGGAGUCGUUGCCGCCGCCGCCGCCGCCCUCGCCGGUGACUUCCGAGACGCCUUGGAACGCGACCAUGUACAGUAGCUCGCAAGGAGAUGGUUACUCGCAGGGAGAUUAUAGUCCCUGGUCUUCGGACUACACGACGGAUGAAUCCGGCCCUGAGCUACCCAUAUAUCACCCCUAUGUUGGAGUGGCACUUCUCAACCGCCUCGUCGCGCUACCGACCGCUGGUGAGUGGGCUUUCGACAGGUGGGACCCGACUGUGCCGGCAACAGUCUACUUGAAGGACAUGGCAGGUGACGAGGCCGCAGCCGAAGCCCAGACCACCAUGGACAGCAUUCUCGAUGAUCCGGAGCGCGAGGCUCGAUACGAGGCUCUCGGCCAAGUACUUACCUGUCACUGGGGCGCAGAUCCGCUGUAAGCGACUAGGGGGAUAGGUGAAUGGGACCGAUGUGCCGAUGUGUUUGCCGUUUGCUCCUGCUUUGUCCCUUUGCCACUCACUGCU